This is a messenger RNA of Synchiropus splendidus (mandarinfish), 3733 nucleotides long. It is a transcript of the gene abat, whose product is annotated as 4-aminobutyrate aminotransferase. The record is from RefSeq and is a predicted model, not a curated record. Gene Ontology annotation, molecular function: pyridoxal phosphate binding. Gene Ontology annotation, biological process: GABA catabolic process. The transcript is spliced from 16 exons. Lineage: Eukaryota; Metazoa; Chordata; Actinopteri; Syngnathiformes; Callionymidae. The coding region runs from base 412 to 1914 and encodes 500 amino acids. Gene Ontology annotation, cellular component: mitochondrion.
AAGUCCGGAUGUGCUGCAGCAGCUACACAAACAUCGUCGAGAAAAGCUGCUAUUAAUCGCCUUCGAGAAAUCUAAGAUGUGGCUCGAUAAACAUCGAUGACUGCCGCGAGAGCCUGGCGGAACCAGUUCGAACCAGAUCUCCCAGCAGAGCAGGAACCCUAAAAAUAACCGUAGAAACAAGUUCCCCAGCAUCUGAUAAAACCAGCGAGUCCAAACACAAGCAGCAUCUCUUGCACCUUUCCUACACUGUUGAUGUGCCUUUUCACAAUCGUCCUUCUGUUGUGUUCCAGUGCUCUGAAAGACUCCUGGAGGCUCCUGGACCCACUUUUUUGGACCAGCGUCAAGUGACCUGGUGAAGUUCCACUCUUGCGUCCCUGCUGCCUCCCCCCAUCUCCUCUGUUGAGUGUUGCCAUGGCUUCUUCACUGAUGGGCUGCCAGCUUCCGCUUUCCCUGCAGAAGAUUCUACGCCUCAGCGCUACAGGAUGCAGAUUUUCCAGCAAAGCAGCACCAAAGACCCAGGUGGAGUUUGAGUAUGACGGACCAUCCAUGAAGACCACUGUCCCUGGACCACGGUCCCAGGAACUCACCAAACAGCUGGGAGGUAUUCAGAAUGUUGCUGCCGUCAACUUCUUCUGCAACUAUGAAGAGAGCCGAGGGAACUACCUGGUGGAUGUGGACGGAAACCGCAUGCUGGAUGUCUACACACAGAUCUCCUCCAUCCCUAUUGGCUACAACCAUCCUGCUCUGCACAAGGUCAUCACCAACCCCAGCAACAUGAGUGCGUUCGUGAACCGACCUGCCCUGGGAAUCCUACCUCCGGAGAGCUUCCCUGACAAACUCACCGAGAGUCUUCUCUCAGUGGCUCCCAGUGGAAUGAGCCGGGUGCAGACUAUGGCCUGUGGGUCCUGCUCCAACGAAAACGCCUACAAAGCCAUAUUCAUCUGGUACAGGAACAAAGAGCGAGGUCACAACUUGCCGUCAGAACAAGAGCUCAGCUCCUGCAUGAUCAACAAGGGCCCUGGAUGUCCAGAACUCUCCAUCCUGUCUUUCAUGGGAGGCUUCCAUGGACGCACCAUGGGUUGCCUGGCAACAACACACUCCAAGUCGAUCCACAAAUUGGAUGUGCCGACAUUUGAUUGGCCAAUUGCCCACUUCCCAAAACUGCAGUACCCGCUGGAGCAGUUCACCAGGGAGAACGCCGCCGAGGAAGCUCGCUGUUUGGAGGAGGUGGAGGAUCUGAUGGUCAAGUGGAGGCAGAAGGGCAAGCCAGUGGCAGGCAUUGUUGUGGAGCCCAUCCAAGCUGAGGGCGGAGACAACCACGCCUCUGCGGACUUCUUCAGGAGCCUGCGAAACAUUGCUCGCAAGCACGGCAGCGCCUUCCUGGUGGAUGAGGUCCAGACUGGAGGCGGGGCUACAGGGAAGUUCUGGGCUCACGAGCACUGGGGCCUGGACGACCCUGGUGACAUCGUGUCCUUCAGCAAGAAGCUCCUGACGGGAGGUUUCUUCCACAAGUUUGAGUUCCAGGCUGAUCAGCCGUACCGUAUUUUCAACACCUGGAUGGGCGACCCCACCAAGAACUUGUUCCUGUGCGAGGUUCUGGAUGUGAUCCGCCGAGAGAACCUUCUGGACGAAGUGACCCGGUCAGGGAAGACCUUGCUCAACGGCCUGUGUGAGCUGCAGACUCAGUUCCCCGGGGUCCUGAGCCGAGCCCGAGGACAGGGGACCUUCUGCGCCAUCGAUGUCUGCGAUGAGACCACACGCAACAAAAUCCUCAUUGCCGCCAGAAACAAAGGCAUCCUGCUGGGAGGCUGUGGAGACCGCUCCAUCCGCUUCCGUCCCUCGUUGGUCUUCAAAGAGUACCACGUCCACCUCUUCCUCAACAUCUUCAAUGACGUGAUGACCCAGUUCAAAUAAGUGGUCCCAGCGUCGGAUCUCCAGCGAGGCUCGGUGAAGCCGCCCGAAACCGUUCCUCUGCCACACAAAGCACAAUCCACACAGUAACUAGCACAGACCUCAGAUGACCACAGUCCAAGGUCAGAGACCAAUCCAACGCUAAGCUGUUCAGUUUGGUGGGUUACUGUCGUUGAUCAUCUCGCAGAAUGUUGUUGCCGGAUCAAGAUCUUUCAAUCCAUGUUCCAAUCAUAACUCAUGUUCCAAUACUGACCAGCAGGGAGGGCUGUUCCUCUCUAGAUUCAGGAGCACCUUUAACCCCCUCCAUCGACUUGAAUGAAUAACACGUUCUCUGCCUCCUCUGGAGUUUGUUUGGUUCGCCCUGACAUAUCGGCCGUCGCCAGCCACCAGUCUGCUGCUGUUGUAACCUUCGCCGUCUUUGUAGCUUGUUUGACCAGAAUGUUCUCUGGAUGUCUGUGGAACUGUGUUGGAAUAUAUAUGUAUGUGAAGUGUCAAGGAGCCUCACUAGCAAGGCAUGUUCAGCCACUGUUCGUGUACGGAGAAGGGAUGCUAGAACAUGGACGCCCCACAGAGUCAGAACUGUCUAGGCACUAAACUUCUGGUGUUUGGUGAUCACACUGAUCAUUCUUCCUUUCUGAAUCCACGCAUGUUUCGGUUGUUCUGACGUGGAGGCGACGGUGAGAUGGGGAAGCCUCUGGAGUCCUUCCAACUGAAUGUCCUCUGAAGGCCUCUCACAAAGUAUAAACCCCGCAUGUGCUGCUCCUUCUUCUCUGAUUCGCCCAGAUAAAUGUGAACUUUCAAUGAACCUUGAAAAUUUCAUUGGAUAUUUAGCGCCUGCAUGCUAAUUCUUUGUGAUAUAUUUUUUUUAAACAAUAGUUUGUUUUAUUCUCCUUGUUGUGCUACUGUCGGCAGCCAUGUCCUGGCGCGCUUGAGCGCCUCCUGCUGAUAUCUGUUCGCCAUUCCACCGUAAAAAUGUCAGCACCGUUGGAAAAACAAAAGUCUUAAAUCAUUUGCGUCCACGUUUUAUGUUUGUGCUUAUGAAUCAUUAUUAUUGUUUUGUAGGCAAUAAUAACAAAGCUGCCCUUUCAUUCACCUGAGAAUAAAACCUAACGUAGCCUUUAUGUAGAUGCUAGGUGGAGAUGACUCCUGGAGCUGUGUUGUGAGCAGAUGAUCCCUGGCUUUGUACUGAGGAGUGCAGAGUGAAGGUGGAGCUGAACUGACACAUGUGGGACUCAUGUUCUGCAUGGGGAAGUGGACAAAGGUCAUGGGAUGUUUGGCAUGAAACACAAGGCUUACCCCAUUAGCGUUAGCAUUAAUGCUGGGUGUCGUGACUGACAGCAUGUGGAAGUGAGAGGAGGCUUUCUCAUCACCCAGAUGCUUUGUCGACGUUUUGCAAACUCCAGCUCCAACCGGCGCAUGUUUCCUUCGACCUGUGGCUUACACUUUGAUCCCAAGAUGUAGCAAACAGAUCAACACCAACGUCUGGUGUUGGACCUCCAGCUGCUGCUUCUCGAUCCAGGCCUCCACCAGUGUCUGUGAAUGUUCCUCGGAGCUUGUCAGCCGGUGCAGAGACAGCGUCACCACCAGAGCAGCGAUCUCCAGGCGGGGGUGGCGGGGUGGGGGGCGACGACAGCCUGGCCCGUCUCCUGGUCCUCAGUAUUGUAUAGAGAUGAGUCUAACAAGCCUGUGUUGAAAUUCGAUGGCAUUCUGUGUGUUUGCACUCGUGAUCUGAUCUUGGCGAUUUUUGAUGUAAUUACUGUAGAUUGCUCUUACUGUUGUCUUUAAUACAAUCUGUCCAAGUACUGUGAAAAAUAAAUCAAGU